Messenger RNA from Gasterosteus aculeatus aculeatus (three-spined stickleback), 4039 nucleotides. It is a transcript of the gene gdf9, whose product is annotated as growth differentiation factor 9. The record is from RefSeq and is a predicted model, not a curated record. Gene Ontology annotation, cellular component: extracellular region. Gene Ontology annotation, molecular function: growth factor activity; cytokine activity. Lineage: Eukaryota; Metazoa; Chordata; Actinopteri; Perciformes; Gasterosteidae.
GAUUGACCAUGAACUGCAAAACAAUUAUAAUUUAAAAAGAUACAAUUUUAGUUGGGGUUUUUUAAGUUGGGAAAGAACCAAACUUUAAGGAGAAGACUAUGAACCCCUUUAAAAAAGAUCUUAACCGGUCAAGCAGACAUUGAGGAAUGAAUGGCCUUUUUUCAGAUGAAAGAAAAAACGUCCUAGAUGAGAUGAAAGCUGUUGAAGCUCAGACAAUGAAGCCAUAAGCAAAACGGUGCCAGAACAAUGUCCUUUGUCUUGUUAUGUGGACGCUGCUUGCAUAAUGAUUCCCACAGAGGACAGUUGCACGCACACCGACAAUUCAACAAAGUAGACUGCAUUGUGUGCAAUCCCAACACAAAAACUUUGCGAAGUAACUAAAAUAUCAUGUGUGGUUACAAUCCUCCUUCACACAAAAAAUUCCAGUUUUAAAAACUGUCCAACAAUACUGUGAAGGGGGCCAGCUCUGUAUCAUUUCCUGUCAGUAAAAAAUGGAAAACACCCUUUUUUUACAACCUUGCAAGAAUUUUGGCCUAAUAAUUUAAACCUUCCAUCCAUCCAUUGUCAAACCGCUUAUCCUGCACACAGGGUCGCGGGGGGGCUGGAGUCUAUCCCAGCCAACUUCGGGCGAGAGACGGGGUACACCCUGGACUGGUCGCCAGCCAAUCACAGGGCUACACAGAGACAACAUACAAAGAAUUGAAACGACUUUGUGGGGUUGGACAGACUGAAAAAGGGUGAGUGUAAUGUCUGCCCUCUGGUGGUCAGCAACUUUACAGUAGUUAGGCUUCUGUCAUUUUCAGGAAUAAACAUUGUUGAGUAGUUAUUUUCUAUAAAAUGAGUUAAUUAUGUAACAUUACCUGCAAAACUAAAAAUAAUAUACCAUUAGCGAUGCAAAAGUCUAUUCCUUAGACUGUAAGUUCACGUUAAUAAUUGGAAAAUAUCAUUGUUACAUACAAACGUUAAAACAACAGCAACAUUAGUUGAUAGCUUUGGCUAAAGCUAGUUAGUGUGAAAUGUUAACAUCAGGUUUUACAGGUUUUCAUUUUCAAAUGAGUUAACAUGUAAUAAAUCCACAAUAGCAUAUUAUUCAGCGUCUCAUGAAAGGGUUACAAAUACUCAAAUAAUGCUAACGUAUACAUAGUUUAACUAAAUAAAUAAAAGAGUAGAACUAUAAACUGUAAUAGCAAAUUAUAAAAAAUAACUAUAUAUCAGUAAUGGUCAGUUUAGCUAUUGAAAUAGCAUUGCGUUAGUUUUAACUGUAACUGAAUUUGGAUGCUAACUAGCGGUUAGCAACUAAGCCAGCUAGCUAACUAGCUUAGCUACUCUCAAAAAUGUAACCCUCAAAAACUCACCAAUGUUAUUCUUCUGAUACACCCAACGGUCAGUUGAUAUUUCAAAACGUUAUCUCCAAAAUCUAUAAAGGUUUCCUUUUUCCUUUGGGUUAAAUAUUAGGGGACAAUAAUACAACGCUAACUAAAGUUGACUUUAAGGUAGCUAAAAUUGAGUUAGCCUCCGAUGAAAAAGCAGUGUCAGUAUUCAAAAUAUCAGCGGACAGUCGGUCUCUUAAAAGUUAUAUUUUUAAAGGCUAUUUGAUCUUGUGUGUAUCUAUGCUUGGGAGAAAAUAUUUUUUUUAAAUAACUUUUUGUAGUUUUGCUUUCAAAAUCUUAUUUGUAAUCAUAUUAUUUUGAGUUUUGCACUAAUGUAAAACUCGAAAUAAUAAUCAAGCCACUACUUAACGCUUUUUAAAAAAAAACCUUGCUGAAUGUAAUAUCCAGCCUGAAUUUGAAGUUACAAAAUCCGUGUCUUUACCUGAGAAAGUCGAGAGAUAGCCUUGAUUGCAAACAGCUGCGCAGCACCACGUGCCUCGGGUCCUGUUUACCUCGAGUUCUCAGACGAGAGACUCUUUGCCUGGUGUCGUUAUUUACCAUGAAACAACCAAUGCGAAUGUCGGCGGUACUUCGUUUUUCUCGCACGAUUUUCUUCCUGCUGCUGGUCACCUGCAGCUGCCCGCUGGCCAGAGCUUCUCUGGCUGCCUCUAAUGCGCUGCGCCACCUGGGCGACUUCUCCUACCCGUACGGCAGCAUCUUCUCCCCGCUGCUGAAGGCCCUGGCGGAGCACGGAGGGUCCAGGUGGAACCCCGAGCUGAAGAGAAGGAUGAAACCCGAGCACAAGUACAUGAAAUAUCUGACGGAGGUUUACAAGAAGUCCUCCAGGGUGCAGAGGAGUUUGGACGGGGAUACAAUCUACAACACCGUCCGGCUCAUUAAGCCGCAAGAUGAAUGUCUGGCAGAAAGUGAUAAAGGGAACUUUAUGCAGGAUCUUUCCUACAGCGUUGAUCAAGUAAGAGGAAAGGAACAGCUUCUGAAGUCCGCCCUGCUGUACAAUUUUGACCACGCUGCACCUGUCAACUCCGUAUGCUACCUGAGUCUUGGGGAGCAGGAGCAUUCAAACCAGUGUCCGCUGUGUCCUGAGGUCCAUCACGCUGUGAACUUCACUGUCGGCACAGACUCAAACAGCAGGAGGAACUGGGUGGAGGUCGACGUCACCUUGUUUCUCCGGCCUCUCUUGAAGUUUCAGAAGAAUUUGCGCCUGCUCAUCAACGUCACCUGUCCAGGGGAACAAAGAGCCAGUGGUGAUUGGCGCAAAGCCCCACUGAAGUUCACCCUGAGGUCCCCUCUCCUACUUCUUUACCUCCAUGACACCAGCAGAAUUGCUCACCAGCAGUUUCCAGUCGAUGCCAAAGCGGGCCGAAGGCCAGAUGCUGUGGCCAACGCAUAUAACGAGCAGAUGGUCCUCAAACAAGAGCAGAGCGUGGGGCGAAAGCGGAGAUGGAAGAGGGAAUCCCAUAAGAGCAAGCUGGGCGAUAAAGGUCUGGACAUCCAGCUGCCGGAGCUUCUACCGAGCUCUGAAUUUCAGACAAGCGACUGUGCCUUGUAUGAUUUCAGGGUGCGAUUCAGCCAGCUCAAACUGGAUCACUGGAUUGUUUUCCCACCAAAGUACAACCCGAGGUACUGCAGAGGCAUCUGCCCGAGGACCAUAGGCUUCUUCUACGGCUCACCUAUGCACACCAUGGUGCAAAACAUCAUCUAUGAGAAACUGGACUCGUCUGUGCCCAGGCCCUCGUGCAUUCCCUCCCAUUACAGCCCCCUGAGUGUCAUGAUCUUUGAAGAGGACGGCUCCUAUGUCUACAAGGAGUUUGAAGACAUGGUGGCCACCAGAUGCACAUGUCGCUAAGCCAGCCACCGACAAGUCCGGGCUUUUCUUUCUUCCUUCCUUCCUUCCUUCCUUUUUUUUUCUUUACAGGCUGAAUAGAACAUCACCACAAACCUCAACAGUCAUCACAGGUGGACUCUAUCCAAAUUUUGGAUAGUCUGAACAGGAUCAGUGAUUCCAUGAUUUUUAUAAAAUUGUUGUGGAUGAAGUUUGAUCUGGAGCAGGUGUGGUUAAUCAUGUUUGUUAACUUAAACAAAAAGUAUUUUAUCCUCGUGAAAAUGUGUUUUUUUUCGGUUUUGUUAAGGUGUGAGAAAGAAAGGAUGUGAACGCAUCCUAUUCUUUGACUUACUGCACAUAAUAUUUAAUAUGACGCACUUGAAGAAAAAUUAGUGUAUGAUUUUGUUUCUAUUUAUUUAAGUUCUAUUUUUGUUAUUUUUAUGUUGCUGGUCAUUCUUUAAUUUAUCACAUUAACUAAGUUUUAGUAGCCCUGUUCUUGUCAAAAGAUGGAAAAAAGCAUUCACAAACCCUUAUAAAACCUUUUACAUAUCAUUUUAUUCUCGGGGAUUUAGAGACAACUGUCUAAAUGGCAGCUGACUACAUAAUGUCCAGAAUGACAGUUGUCAAGGGUUCCGUGUGUAUUUAUUACUUGUGGUCACUGCGUGACUCAAUAUGUAUGAAUUUAGCACAUACCUAUGAAAUUGUACGGUUGAAUGUGAAAUGAAUAUCAUGUAUAUUUAUGCAAAUUGAAUGAAUUCACUGGGGAAAAAAAUACUCGUCUGAGAAGUUUGAAAAUAAAAUAACAUGCAUAAAUGUUGUCUGCAUA